Messenger RNA from Meira miltonrushii, 678 nucleotides. RefSeq names its product cysteine proteinase. The transcript is spliced from 3 exons. Gene Ontology annotation, cellular component: nucleus. NCBI's taxonomy places the organism in Eukaryota, Fungi, Basidiomycota, Exobasidiomycetes, Exobasidiales, Brachybasidiaceae. The record is from RefSeq and is a predicted model, not a curated record. The annotation marks the transcript as partial. Gene Ontology annotation, biological process: protein desumoylation. Gene Ontology annotation, molecular function: deSUMOylase activity.
GGCAAGAUUGCAUCAAUACCCGGUGCAGGAGUAGAAUCACAUGAUAUCCAGAAGCUAUCACCCAGACAAUGGCUGAACGACGAAGUGAUUAAUUUCUACCUGAAGAUGAUCGAACGAAGGACACAACGAACGAAAGAUCUUGAAUUGAUUGCUGACGUGAAAAAGAGAUGGAAUGGAAUAUGGAACGUACACGUCUUCAAUACGUUCUUUUACGAAAAGCUCGUUAAGCAAGGUUAUGCUGGUGUCCGACAAUGGACACGAAAGGUUGACAUUUUCACAAAAGAUUUGAUCCUCUUACCCAUCAAUCUUGGCCAAGCACAUUGGGUUUGUGCGGCCAUCAAUAUGCGGAAAUUGCGAUUCGAGUAUUAUGAUAGCAUGCAUUCGUACAAUCGCAAGGCAUUUGACGUAUUAUCGGAUUAUGUUCAUAACGAAUACAACGAUAAGAAGAAAGGUGAAUUUGGACAAUUAGACCUUAGCGGAUGGAAGCGAUACUUUUCUCAACAGAGUCCCAUACAAGCAAACGGAUUUGAUUGCGGUGUAUUUGCCAGUAUGACAAUAGAACAGCUCAGUAGACGAAAUGAUGAAAGUGAUGCGGAGGAAGAAGAGGAAUGGAACUUUUCACAAGAUGAUAUGCCAUACCUACGUAAGCGGAUGGUGUAUGAGAUUGCAACAACGAAU